Suillus subaureus is the source of this 1454-nucleotide messenger RNA. RefSeq lists its product as uncharacterized. Bases 1 to 1257 code for a protein of 418 amino acids. The transcript is spliced from 5 exons. Gene Ontology annotation, biological process: peptidyl-lysine trimethylation; peptidyl-lysine monomethylation. Lineage: Eukaryota; Fungi; Basidiomycota; Agaricomycetes; Boletales; Suillaceae. Gene Ontology annotation, molecular function: protein-lysine N-methyltransferase activity. The record is from RefSeq and is a predicted model, not a curated record.
AUGUUGUGCACUCCAUCUUCCUUGCUAUUUGCAGUGCCGCCUCAGGCAUUGAUGAAUAUCAGGACAUUAAAGUCCAUUUAUCCAACAUCUGGACCUACGCCGCUGACCGCUAUGCAAAUGAUAUCUCUGCAUCUGUAUAUUAACCGCCCACAUGGAAGUGAGGAUUCGCUAGACCCUCACUAUGGACCCUACAUCUCGACACUGCCUAGGGAGUUUGACAGUCAUCCUUUGACCUGGAUUGUUCGAUCAAAAAGCGGCAUAGAGUCUGGAGGAGUCCCACUGCUUGGGUAUCUCCCGCCGAGCGUGCAUGCAUCCUUGGUUACGCUACAUGACCGAUUUUGUCAAGACCGGGCUGCAGUCCGAGCGUACUUGACUGCGAAUUCGUACAUAUCUUCAAAAUAUGAUACCCAUUUGGCCAAUAUCGAUGAUUCUAUCAGCAAUUACGUGUGGGCUUGGUUGAACGUCAACACGCGCUGUAUAUAUUACCGCCUCAAAGCAUCGAAGGAAGACCCCGAUAAUCUAGCUUUAUGUCCCAUCCUCGACUUUGCCAACCAUACCCCGAACGGGCCGCAUAUGACUCCAGCCCCAUCAGAGGCCGAUAUUUGGGACACUGCGCCGAUAAAGCCGAUUGGGAAAGGAUUUAGAUUUCUUUCGCCAGCGGGUGUAUCUGUUCAAGAGGACGAAGAAAUCUUUUUGGCUUACGGGGCUCAUCCUAACCGCACGCUGUUCGUUGAAUAUGGUUUUGUCAACAAGUCAUUAGGCGAAGUUGAAAUUACGGACGGUGAAGUCGACGUGCAAGAUGUGGUGGAAUCAUUAAUACUCGACCAUAAAUCUGGUGCCCACGUCAAAAGCGUCCUCGAAGGCGAAGGUUAUUGGGGAGAUUGGACCCUAUAUUGCUCGAGGGAAUCAGCGCAGCCGUCAUGGCGCCUGAUCACGGCAUUAAGACUUCAUUCUCUCUUUGUCUCAAAUAAUACAAUCCACCAUAACGCCAUUCAACCGUGGCGCGACGUCAUAGAAGGCAAACGAGAGAUGAUAUCUGAUGGAAACGAACUCGCUUGGAAGGAGUCGUUGAUCAAGAUUUGCGAUGCAAUUGUCGCCAAAGCCCACGCCAGCCUAGACAAUCUCAAGAGUGACAGCGCUGAGUAUGGUCACGGGUGGCUUCCUUGGAUGCGCGAGAAUGUACGGACGCUUUGGAGGGAAGAGUUAUUGGUAGCCGCGGCUGUUAAACAGCGUGCACUAAGAGGGGACGAUUUUUGACUUGAUAACACUGGCCCGGUUUUCUCUUGAAAUCGACUAGUGAUACCACUUGACUACCGCAGAGAACCAUCUUGCUUUCGCCUGAGGAUAUCAUAAUCUAUCAAAUGUACUAUCGGAGACCAUUUAUGUGGCACUCAGAUACUUUGCGACAUUCUAUCUCAUUGAACGUUUGAACAGCCGACUCGGUUACAAAGCAU